This is a messenger RNA of Emys orbicularis (European pond turtle), 915 nucleotides long. RefSeq names its product heparan sulfate glucosamine 3-O-sulfotransferase 1-like. The transcript has a single exon. Gene Ontology annotation, molecular function: [heparan sulfate]-glucosamine 3-sulfotransferase activity. The record is from RefSeq and is a predicted model, not a curated record. Lineage: Eukaryota; Metazoa; Chordata; Testudines; Emydidae. Bases 1 to 915 code for a protein of 304 amino acids.
AUGGCCUGUUGGUGGGCCGGCUGGCUGCUCCUGCUCGUGGAGGCUUGGGGGGCCCACCUGGCGCAGGGGAUGCUGGAGCCCUGGGCCCAGGAGGCUGCGUGGCUGGGAAACACAUCCGCGUUCCAGGCCAGCAGCCUGCAGCGCCGCCUGCCUCAGGGGAUCAUCAUCGGGGUGCGGAAGGGGGGCACACGGGCCCUGUUGGAGAUGCUGGCGCUGCACCCCCAGGUGGCCGCUGCCCGUGCCGAGGUGCACUUCUUCAACCGGGAGGAGAACUACCGCCGGGGGCUGGGCUGGUACCGCCAGCAGAUGCCCCUCUCGCGCCCUGGCCAGCUCACCAUGGAGAAGACCCCAGGCUACUUCUCCUCCCCGCGGGCCCCCGAGCGCGUCCGCGCCAUGGACCCUGCCGUGCGGUUGCUGCUCAUCGUGCGGGACCCGGUGGAGCGGCUGGUGUCAGACUACACCCAGAUCCUGCACAACCGCCGGGCACGGCGCAAGCCCUACCCACCCCUGGAGCGGCUCCUGCUGCGGGGGGACCAGGGCCUCGACACCCGCUACAAGGCUAUCCAGCGCAGCCUCUAUGCCCUGCAACUGGCCCGCUGGCUGGCCGCCUUCCCCUCGGCCCACAUCCACGUGGUGGACGGGGGCGGCCUGAUCCGCGAGCCCCUGCCCGAGCUGCGCCGUGUGGAGCAGUUCCUGGGCCUGGUACCCAGCCUGGGCCCCGACAACUUCUACUUCAACCAGACCAAGGGCUUCUACUGCCUGCGGGCUGGGGCCCGCCAGCGCUGCCUGGACGAGUCCAAGGGGCGGCCCCACCCGCCCAUCGCCGAGCAGCUGCUGGAGCAGCUCUGCACCUACUUCAGCGCCCACAACGAGCACUUCUUCAGCCUGGUGGGGCGCACGUUCAACUGGUGCUGA